GCACGUGUUGGCGUGCUAGCGACCCAUUUUGUGGCUCCAUAGCGCGCGGCGGCGCGGUCGCUCGUAUCUGGCAGGUCGCACCGCACCGUUUGGCGGGCUCUCGAGUCUGGAGGGCCGAACCGCCGAAUUCCUCCAUCCCCCACCCCGCGAUUCCCAGCCCACCAGUGUAAAUGCGGUAGGGUUUCCGAUUCCUUUCCGCGGUUCAGUCAGUGCCCACCCAGCGUGCAACCUAGGCGAGAGCCCUCCUCCGCUCCUUCCAGCUCGCUCUCUAGUCUGCACCAGCCUCGUCGCCCGCCGCCGGCGCCGCUAUGGGGAGGGGAAAGUUCAAGGGAAAGCCCACCGGCCGCCGCAACUUUUCCACGCCCGAGGAGAUCGCUGCUGGUACUUCAGGCCGCCCACGCACCUUUAAGAAGAAGGAGGAAGAGGAAGAGGAGGAACAUGAAGAAAGAGAAGAAUCCGAGGAGGAAGAAUCUGAAGACGAGUCUGACGACAAACCUAAACAUAAAGGUACUGAGGGUAUUAUUCAGAUUGAAAAUCCAAACUUAGUGAAAGCCAAGAAUAUAAAGGCCAAGGAAGUUGAUCUUGGGAAGACAACUGAACUCUCAAGGCGUGAAAGAGAGGAGCUUGAGAAACAAAAAGCUCACGAACGUUAUAUGAAGCUUCAAGAGCAAGGAAAAACAGAACAAGCACGGAAAGAUUUGGAACGUCUUGCUUUAAUAAGACAGCAAAGGGCUGAUGCUGCAAAGAAACGCGAAGAGGAGAAAGCUGCCAAGGAGCAGAGGAAGUCCGAAGCACGGAAGUAACAGCAAUAAUCAUGGACCACGAGUCCACGAAGGCGUUGCAUAUUUAUUUCUAAAUGCAUCAGUUAUCUUCUUUUUAUAAACCCAGUCUCUAUUCUAUAUUUCCAUAAAAUAUGCAUUGACAGCAGUAACGUGGUCUUGUGGUCGUGGCUUCCUAUAAACUUGAGCUUGGCAAAAUUGAAAAGUAGUAUGAUCAGCUUGUGCGAAA
Messenger RNA from Sorghum bicolor (sorghum), 1008 nucleotides. Its product is annotated as 28 kDa heat- and acid-stable phosphoprotein. The record is from RefSeq and is a predicted model, not a curated record. Gene Ontology annotation, cellular component: cytosol. Bases 309 to 803 code for a protein of 164 amino acids. Lineage: Eukaryota; Viridiplantae; Streptophyta; Magnoliopsida; Poales; Poaceae. Gene Ontology annotation, molecular function: RNA binding. The transcript has 8 exons.